Penicillium atrosanguineum is the source of this 1224-nucleotide messenger RNA. RefSeq lists its product as uncharacterized. Bases 1 to 1224 code for a protein of 407 amino acids. The record is from RefSeq and is a predicted model, not a curated record. NCBI's taxonomy places the organism in Eukaryota, Fungi, Ascomycota, Eurotiomycetes, Eurotiales, Aspergillaceae. The transcript has 4 exons.
AUGGGGAACGUGUCCCCGACUCCGCAUCAGCUGCUGGUGGAGGCUAUCAUCUUCUGGAGCAUAGGAGUGGUGAUUUUCUUUGGGCGAAUUAUUUCACGUAUCAUCGCCAAUGGAUCCAUCAAACGUUUAUUUUGGGACGAUUAUGUCAUGACGGGAACCUUUAUGAUAUACACUACGCUACUGGUUUUGAUUCAGAUAUCCUCUCGCUACGCAACAAACCUAAUGGACCCGAAAGAUUAUGAUGAAGUGCUGGCAGACCCAAAGCAAGUCCACGAUCGAAUUUUUGGAAGCAAGAUCGUUAUCGGGUUAGAGCAGUGCAUGCUGUUCUCCACAUGGGGUGUCAAAACAUGCAUGUUGAUUCUCUACUGGAGGAUUACCCAAAACCUGCGCUCGAACCUUUACAUUAAGAUCCUAACUGUAUACGUCGCACUCGGCUUCGUCGUCAUCAUGGUCUGUUACUACACAGUAUACUGUCGACCAUUUUCACAAUAUUGGGCUAUGCCGGUGGAGAACAUGCAAUGCGCGACAUACCAACGAUACUCAAUCACGCAAGCCGUCUUCAAUAUCUCAUCAGAUGCAGUGAUGUUCGCUAUCCCGAUUCCACUCCUUAUCAAAGCCCAACUCAAAAAGGCAAGAAAGGUCGUCCUAAUCGGCGUGAUGAGUCUAGGUCUCUUCACCAUCAUCGCCGCCAUUCUCAAUAAAUACUUUAACUUCGCCUCGCCUCUCACCACAAUCUAUCAAAUUUGGUACAUCCGUGAAGCCAGUACCGCAAUCUACGUCGCAAACUUGAUGUGCUGGUGGCCACUAUUGCGAAAACUUUUCGGCCUCACAGCCUUCUCCUACAACAGUAACCGAGGCCGACGCGCGAACGACCAAAACAAGGAUAGCGGGUACUCCGGGUCCGAAUCGCAAUCGCGUCCGUCAAUCUCUCGUACUCUCGAGAGGCUCAAGCCUCCUUGUCGCAAGAAUGCCAAUAAUGUUCCAACCGCAAGACACUCUCGCCACGGCAAUACCCAUCGUUCUAGCCAAGAAGCCAUCACACAGGUUUCUGGUGAACAUGACUAUGCGACUGAGACUGAAGAGUACAAUAUGGACGACUGGAACAAAAAAAAAGGCCAGGGCAAUGAUAUUGAAGAUUCAAGGCUGGCUACUCCGCAGCUGAUUGCGCCUUUUCAGCAAAGUCCUUUGAAGGAAUCGCAAGACCACAUCAACAGGACUGUUUGA